GGAAAAAGGAGUUGUGAAGUUGGAUUAAGAAAAGAUUGGCUCACCAUAAGAUUGACACAAAAAACAUAUAUGCACGGUAGCAGUAGUUUGGUUGGUACAAGUUACAUAGCAGUUCCAAGUAGUUGCAAGUCAUACAAUAGACAAAGGCUGUACAAUCGAAGAGUAAUAUCACAAUUAGUGACAAGGAAGCAACCAGCCUUUAGAAUUUUUGUAGGACCAAAACGGCUUUUGAACUUGAUUAGAAUGGCACAAACUUCGAACCACUCGUCUACAGGAGAAGGAACGACCAAAAGUGAACAACCUAAUGGUUUGAAAGUUGUUCGAUUGUUACACUGGACAGACGUACAUUUUCAUGUUUUGCAAUUGCCAACUCUUUUACCUACGUGGAAACAGUUGUUGGGUUUGGCGCAUCUCUAUAUGAGAGGAAGAAGACAAGAUUUCCGUGCGGCUGAGCUGAUUCCGACGUUUGUAAAACAAAUAGACAGUCUAGAACCUGACAUAUGUAUAUUUUCUGGAGACUUGACAGCUUUGAGUCUUCCUGCCGAAUUUGAAAUAGCCAAGUCGAUAUUGUCUCCCAUGUUGGAGAAGUAUCCUAAUAUCAUGAUUGCAGGUAAUCACGAUCGGUAUAUUAAGGAAAGUGAAUACUUGAUGGAACAAUAUUUUGGAGAAUAUAUGAAAGGAGGAGAUGUUUGGGAAAAUGGGGAAUGGAAAGUGACAAAAGAAACUCCUUGGCCUAAAGUCUAUGAUGGAGGAUUUGGUUUGAAAAUUAUUGCAAUGGAUCAAGCAAGACCUAGCAAAUGGUCCUUUGGGGAGAAUUCUUCAGAACAGUUGAAAAGGCUGGAAAUGUUACUGGAACGAUGGGAUUCUUCUCAUUGUAUAGUAGUUGGACAUUAUCCAGUAUUGAAUAUAGAUGGGAGUAUAUCGAAUACUUUUGGUCGCAGUUUAAAGGAUGUGCAUGAAUUGUAUCAAGUUUUUUGUAGACAGCCUCCUUUGGCUUAUUUGUGUGGACAUGAUCAUGAACAUUAUAUGCAAAGUAUGCUAAUGGGUGAUCGUUGGGUACGCUUUAUUUGUUGCGGUAGUACAAGUUAUUUGGGAAAAAAGUCACAGAAGAAGGCUGGAUUUUAUGAAGUGGAGAUUGGAAUUCCCGUUGACCAUCAUGAAUUCCAAUUGUUAUCCGUUAUUAGACAUGAAUGGAAUAGUUAUCGUCAACAAUUUGAGCGUUUAGAUGAACCUUCCGUAUUGUAUCGUCCCAACCCACAUUGGGUAGAGAGUAGUCGAUGAUAGUAAUAGAAUUCUGAGAUUGUCCCAAAAGGUAAUUGCACACGA
Messenger RNA from Galdieria sulphuraria, 1326 nucleotides. RefSeq names its product DNA repair exonuclease. The transcript has 8 exons. Gene Ontology annotation, molecular function: hydrolase activity. Lineage: Eukaryota; Rhodophyta; Bangiophyceae; Galdieriales; Galdieriaceae. The coding region runs from base 70 to 1281 and encodes 403 amino acids. The record is from RefSeq and is a predicted model, not a curated record.